AUGUCGCCAAGCAACGGAGAUGUAGCAGUAGAAAAUGCUUACUCCGUACUUCCAUGGUGCGUGGAGAACACUGGCCUCAUCAGCACCAUGAAAUUGAAGGGCGCAAGUUGGAGUAGCAAGGUGUUGCAGAUUUCCACGAGCCUCCAUGCUAUUCUGCUGCGGGUUGUCAACAUGUCGGGUCAGACCAGAUCGGUCAUUCGAGAUGGGAAUCAAAAGGUCGACUUUGCAAUCGCCCGAUCGAAUCAUGCAGCAACACCAGCAAUGUACGCCCAGCCCCUAGUCAGACGCUGCACUUCUUUUCUGGCCAACACCCAUACUACUAUGGUUAUGCUCUACAUCGAAUCAGGAAGGUUUUCGAACCUGAUCUUUGGCUCAUUUGUCACAUGUUAUCGCAUGAACAUCGCCCGCUCUCACUCCAAGCUUGAUAGCGUCUUAAGAAUCUACCGGUACAUAACGUGGAUGACUACAUGGUUACACAAAUUCCGAUUCAAAAGCACAAACGAUUUGGUUCAGAUCAUUUUCAUAGUUCCUCUGUCGCGACGCGAAGGACGCAUGGAAAAAUGGAUAAGUUGCAAUACAAAGCUCACAUUGCAGACAUUCCGGUCACCACAGGGACCCAUUGCUUGA
This is a messenger RNA of Colletotrichum lupini, 627 nucleotides long. RefSeq lists its product as uncharacterized. The coding region runs from base 1 to 627 and encodes 208 amino acids. Lineage: Eukaryota; Fungi; Ascomycota; Sordariomycetes; Glomerellales; Glomerellaceae. The transcript is spliced from 6 exons. The record is from RefSeq and is a predicted model, not a curated record.